Molecule: messenger RNA, 1755 nt
Organism: Batrachochytrium dendrobatidis JAM81
Lineage: Eukaryota; Fungi; Chytridiomycota; Chytridiomycetes; Rhizophydiales
Exons: 2
Coding region: 1-1755 (584 amino acids)
Source: RefSeq, a predicted model, not a curated record
AUGGUAAACAUUACAAAAGCAAAUGUUCACAUACUUUCCCGACCAUCACAGACUGCUGCUAUUCCCUCUCAGUCAUCUGCUGUAAAUAAGCCUGUAACAGAUCGUUAUAUUGAGCCAGCAAAUGCAACGUUUAUUAUGAACAAUUCCAUACUAAUCAAGAACAAAGUGGUUUUGCCAAGUAGAGUUUUUGAGCACAUUGUUCAAGAUGCAGAUUCUGUCGCUACUACUGUCCACACUACUUUAGCUGCUGCUACAACAAACGCCAAUCAAUUGGUCGGACAUUCACAAUCACACCGAGAAGCUGAAAUUUGUAAAGGACGGCCCACACAUAGGUAUGAUUUUCGACCUAGAGCACCUGCUUCACAAAGUGGUCAGCCUAGUGUGGCAGCUAUUGAUUUCAAUGAGUCGGUUCAAGUUGUCAACAAGAUAAAUCGAUUAGGCUUGAAUGCAGUGCAUAUCACGACCCCAUUUCCGAAAGCCUUGGAUGAUGUAUGCCAAAAUUCGAUGAAUGCCGAUAUCAAAGUGUUGGAUUCGCUGACCAAAACUUCGAGAUAUUUUACUUGCUGCAAUAUUCAGACAAGGGUUAUGGUAAGGUCUGAACCUCCAGCAUUUCGAAGGUCUACUCGUAAACGCAAGAGCUUGUUGAGCAAUCUGUCAGACCUUUUAUUAGCUGCAGAUAUGGACAUGGACAUGGAUGUAGAUACCACACACCAUGAGCCAACACCCAUGUCUUUAAAACCCUGUCGGCUUAUAGAUUCACCAGACUUUCUAACAUCAGAACCGGCUUGCAAACAAGCAGCCAAGCACAAAUAUAACUUGUUAGUGCGUGAGCCAACUUUAAAAACAGAUUCUAAAGCAAGCGGUCGAUCAUCAAAUCUUAAACUCGCUUCAGCCUUAAAACCCAAGCCGUGCAAGCGUAAAAGCGAAUCACAUAGUUCUGAUCCAUCACCAUCUCGACACAUAUCUAAAAGUGAUUCUCCUACUGCACCUCUACACAUAGGAGUUCAAUCGACUCCACAACUAAAAGGAUCAAAAAGAUUGAAGGUUGUUUUAUUGUCCAAUUCAAUGGCUACAAUAACUACGGUUAAGCAACCUUUAUUGGCUGGAAUUGACUAUUCAGACAUAUCUGAUUUGUCUGAUCAUCCAGACUAUUGUACUUUUAAAAGUUUUAUAGAUUUUGAAGCUGAUGUCAAGCAUACUCUUGAGAUAUCAAAGCCCUUGCCUACGAUUUCUAUACCAAAAUGCUCCAAACCCAUUCAAUCGCUCACAAGCUCUAUAAAAGCUGACUCUCAAGAAACCACAUCGCUGCUUUCUAUGUGGAAUCCAGAAUUGAUGUUUAAAAGUAGAGAUUCACCACUUUUAAAACUACACGAUAAUGCAAAAAAUCUAUUUACCAAGCAGAUCUGGGAUACGUUUAGCAACAAAGACCAGCAGGAGCUGCUUAAACUACUUCCUGCUGUUGAUUUGACUGUAGAAGCAACACCACCCAUCGAAUCCAUCUCUGAUCAUCAUGGCGAUGUAAGAUUGCAGCCACAGCUCACUAUUCGUGAUGGAUUGCUAAGACAGGAUUUUCAUCUAAAUGACUCGCUUGAAUUAUUUAUGGAGCACCUUUCUGGCGGCUUUUACCUUGACUGUGAACAAAGCUUUAUGGUCAAGAAUCUGCAAAAAAUGAUGAAAAUUUACGAUAAAUGGAAAGACGAGCAUUAUGAGGAUGUAUGGGGCGAUCAGUUGGACAUGGAUGAUAGAUCUGCUUGA